This is a messenger RNA of Labrus bergylta (ballan wrasse), 1577 nucleotides long. RefSeq names its product ATPase H+ transporting V1 subunit E1b (gene atp6v1e1b). Gene Ontology annotation, biological process: proton transmembrane transport. The record is from RefSeq and is a predicted model, not a curated record. NCBI's taxonomy places the organism in Eukaryota, Metazoa, Chordata, Actinopteri, Labriformes, Labridae. Gene Ontology annotation, cellular component: proton-transporting two-sector ATPase complex, catalytic domain. Gene Ontology annotation, molecular function: proton-transporting ATPase activity, rotational mechanism.
GGCCGGAAGUAAACAUCACGUGCCGCUGCAAAUCAGCUGAUCCUCCGUAGACAUCUUUACGAGUCACGACUGCGGCCGAUUAAUUCAUACCUUCUCCUCUGUGAUUUUCGGGCCCGAGUGGAUCUUUGACAGCUGCAACCAUGGCGCUCAGCGAUGCCGACGUACAGAAGCAGAUCAAGCACAUGAUGGCCUUCAUUGAACAGGAGGCCAAUGAGAAGGCGGAGGAAAUUGAUGCAAAGGCAGAGGAAGAGUUCAACAUCGAGAAGGGCCGUCUGGUGCAGACUCAGAGGCUGAAGAUUAUGGAGUACUACGAGAAGAAAGAGAAGCAGAUCGAGCAGCAGAAGAAAAUCCAAAUGUCCAACCUGAUGAACCAGGCUCGCCUGAAGGUGCUGAAGGCCCGGGACGACAUGAUCUCGGAAAUGCUGAACGAUGCCCGCCAGCGGCUCGGUAACGUCGCAAAAGAUCCGGCCAGGUAUCCAGCUCUGAUGGACGGCUUGAUCUUACAGGGUUUCUAUCAGCUCCUGGAGCCCAAAGUGACCAUUCGCUGCCGUAAACAGGACAUGCAGAUGGUCCAGGCGUCCAUCCAGAGGAACAUCCCCAUCUACAAAGCAGCCGUGAAGAACAACCUGGAGGUCCGCAUCGACCAGGACAACUUCAUCUCUCCAGACGUCUCUGGAGGUAUCGAGCUCUACAACGCUGACGGGAAAAUCAAGGUGUCCAACACCCUGGAGAGCAGGCUGGAGCUCAUGGCUCAGCAGAUGAUGCCUGAAGUCCGAGUGUCUCUCUUCGGUGCCAACCCGAACCGCAAGUUUCUGGACUGAGGAAGCUUCUCUGUACUUGAGAAGAAAAAAAAAACUCCAUCUCUUUGUUUUUUAUGUUGUCACAUGGAAGACGUCAUUCCUCUUGUCUGUGAAACCGAUUUUUCUGAAGCGAAAGAGACGCAAUCGUUGUUGUGUGAUUGAUGUAUUGCUGUAUAUUUCUGUGCAUCGUGGGACAUCAUAGAAGCUGUAACUCAACAUUACAGAUGUGCAUCCUUCAUUCUGCGCGGUCGCAAUGACUUGUUUACUCCACUGCUGCCCAUUCACAGGCUCCGAGUUUACACCGGUUAGUCAGGUACGAUGGGAUUGGCUGGAUGUUUAACACGUCCUCUAAUUGGACCAGAUUACAUUACAAACAAAACAUCUUUGUCUUUCCAUUUCCACAGUUACAUAACCUCUACCCCACAUUAGAAGUUGUAUGGGGCAUUGUGUUGCUAAUGGGUGUCUGCUCCAACCAAUCACAGUGGGGGAAAAAAACAAAAAAAAACAUCUUCAAGACGUAACUGAAGGACGCACAUGACCUCACAGAGUUAAUUUAUUGAUGUUACAGCGAUCUGCUGUCAUGUAUUAAAAGUGUGGGACUUAUCAUUCCAAAGGGUGCACUGUAUGUAUAUGAGGUUUCCAGAUUAAAUUAUACAGAUGUGUGGUUGUUUUGGUUCUUGUUUUUUUUUUUUUUUGUCUUUUCUUUUUGUCGAUUGUGUUUCAAACUGAAAAUGUACUAUUGUGGAAAUGUAAAACCUAAUAAAAUAUAAAUCAUUA